Molecule: messenger RNA, 3377 nt
Organism: Schistocerca piceifrons (Central American locust)
Lineage: Eukaryota; Metazoa; Arthropoda; Insecta; Orthoptera; Acrididae
Gene: Su(H)
Product: suppressor of hairless protein
Exons: 2
Coding region: 521-2011 (496 amino acids)
Biological process (GO): regulation of transcription by RNA polymerase II
Cellular component (GO): nucleus
Molecular function (GO): RNA polymerase II cis-regulatory region sequence-specific DNA binding; DNA-binding transcription activator activity, RNA polymerase II-specific
Source: RefSeq, a predicted model, not a curated record
CUCUCGUCACAGAAAGAGUUUUGGUAAAAACUUGGAAUAGUAUAGCGAUAAUUCAUCUCGAAUGAUUGUAGAUUCUGACCACAAUUUUCAAGGUUACUAGCUCAAGUAUAUCAACAAAGCCCUAUCUACGUCUCUUGCCUCGAAAUUUACACUAUAAAACGAAAGCUUGACGGGGAAAGCUGCCAUUCAUAUGUUGGCAAGCGCCGACUUGCGUGGGAAAGGGGCCGUGGGAAAUUCUCAUCAUGAGCAGGUGUCUGUAGAAUGAUGUUUGUGAAGGAAGAUAGUAUGGCUUUCCAGUCCUACAAAUCAAUGAUUUUGUGCCACCUAUAAGCUGGAAAUGUUUCCUGAAACCCAUUUCACUCCUUUCGGAAGAGGACGACGAACUGCUGAUGUUGGUCAUUGGCUCUGCAUACAUUGCCCACAUGAGAGGUAACUAAUGACCAUGCUUCAUGAAGAGUGUGUAAUAACAUCUCAUUACACAGAAGCUGGAGUUCCUGUGUCCCUUUGAGACAGCACCACAAUGCCUCACCAGUUUGGACUCCCCACUAUGGCGCAUAGUAUGCAAACUCCACCUUCACCACCAAAUUUCUUUGAAAGGUUCAGUUCCAUGUUGUACAGACCAGAUGAGCAGAGACUUACUAGGGAGGCGAUGGAAAGGUAUUUGAGGGAGAGAAGUGAUAUGGUGAUCGUGAUACUUCAUGCCAAAGUAGCCCAGAAAUCUUAUGGAAAUGAGAAACGCUUUUUCUGUCCACCUCCCUGUAUAUACCUUUUUGGUGAAGGGUGGAGGAUGCGCCAGGAGCAAAUGCUGAGAGAGGGAGAAACAGAACAAGCAGCUCAACUUUGUGCAUUUAUUGGUAUUGGAAACUCUGAUCAAGAUAUGCAGCAGCUGGACUUGAACAAUGGUAAGCAGUAUUGUGCUGCAAAAACAUUGUACAUUUCAGAUUCAGAUAAACGUAAACACUUCAUGCUCUCUGUGAAAAUGUUCUAUGGAAACGGCCAUGACAUAGGCGUUUUUCAUAGCAAAAGAAUCAAAGUGAUAUCAAAACCAUCGAAAAAGAAGCAGUCUCUGAAGAACGCUGAUCUGUGCAUAGCUAGUGGUACCAAAGUGGCUCUCUUCAAUAGACUUCGCUCUCAGACUGUAAGCACAAGAUACCUUCAUGUCGAAAAUGGCAACUUUCAUGCAAGUUCAACACAGUGGGGAGCAUUUACAAUUCACCUGCUGGACGACAACGAAUCAGAGUCAGAGGAAUUCGCAGUUCGUGAUGGUUAUGUGCACUACGGAAGUACAGUGAAACUUGUUUGCAGUGUCACAGGUAUGGCUCUUCCACGCCUCAUAAUACGCAAAGUUGAUAAACAGAUGGCACUCUUAGAAGCAGAUGAUCCAGUGUCUCAGCUGCACAAAUGUGCUUUUUAUAUGAAAGAUACUGAAAGAAUGUACUUGUGUUUGUCACAGGAACGAAUUAUACAGUUUCAAGCAACACCUUGCCCAAAGGAACCAAAUAAGGAAAUGAUAAAUGAUGGUGCAUGUUGGACUAUUAUUAGUACUGAUAAAGCAGAGUAUCAGUUUUUUGAAGGCAUGGGACCAGUUCGUGCUCCAGUGACUCCAGUUCCAGUCGUUCAUAGCUUGCAUUUGAAUGGAGGAGGUGAUGUCGCAAUGCUCGAACUUACUGGUGAAAAUUUCACACCUAACCUACAAGUGUGGUUUGGAGAUGUGGAAGCUGAAACAAUGUAUAGGUGCCAGGAGAGUAUGUUAUGUGUAGUGCCCGAAAUCUCGUCAUUCAGAGGGGAGUGGUUGUGGGUGCGUCAGCCGACACAAGUACCCGUUUCUUUGGUAAGAAAUGAUGGGAUUAUUUAUGCGACGGGCUUGACGUUCACCUAUACCCCAGAGCCCGGCCCGAGACCGCAUUGUCCACCGGCAGAAGACAUUAUGCGAAGUGGCCAAACCAGUCGAAUGCCAGCAUUGCCCGAUAUGGCUUGGGGUCACCAUCCUCCUCCUCAAGGAGGACUGUGAAAAAGACUUACUUCGUAAAAGCACUUGUAGAUAUGUAAGGUGUAUGACAGAGCCUAGGUAUUGUAAAGAGCACUCUCUUGUAUUACAAUCAGAUUAUGCUUUGUCUAUCCAUGUGAUAAAUUGCAGAUUCCUAAAGACAUAUAUGUCACAGAGAAUUAAACUUAUUUUAUUUCAUUUGAACCUGAUCAUUAAUGUGAGUAACAUUUAUGAUCUAGUUGACUGUAAUUUUUGUAUUAUACAAUGUGUAUUGUAUUGUUUUGUAAUGUCUUAAGUAAUGUAUUUACUUAUCAGAGACGGAGUCCUUUAUAGCAGAAAAUCAUUUAUCUUGCUUAUAUACAAGCGAACAUAAAAAUGACAAAUAUGGCAGCAUAAAAAUAUACUUUAAAAUAAACAAAAGACAGCUAUUUUAUAAAUGGCCUUGUGUGUUUGUAUGUUACAAUUCAGACUGAGAUGUAAAAUAUAUACUUCUAUACUAUGGGCUAACUGCACCGAUCAUUGUGGUAAAUAAAUAAAAAAAAAUAGUGUUUCUGAAGGUCUUGAAUUUUGCAUAAGGAAACCACAGCUUUUAAAACAUGAUCAGGAAUAUGAAAAUUCAUUCUUUUCUUAUACAAACUGUGUUAUAUAGUUACAGUGUAAAACUAAAAUUCAUUGUGAGCUAUAGAAUACUUUAUUCCAGUAAUAAUUCAAUAUUUUUUUUGUGAUUUGGAAAUGUAUUCAAAAAAUUAAAACACAAGGCCUAAAUAUAGUCCUAUGUGAUUCUUAUGUAGUUUUCUUUGCUUUAGACAUUUUCACAAAUAUGUUCAUAAAUGUAUGAAACUGAUAAGAGAUGAAAAAGUGGUGGUCUGUGAUUCUGCGGACAACAUUGCUGCAUAAAAAAUUGGUUGAGGGUGAUACACACUGACAACAGCAAUAAAAUGUAACUGCAUUUAUAUACUAAUACUUAUAAAUAAAUGACACAAAUUUAUAUUUUUAUUAAGAGCGGUAGCAAUGUACAGUACAAUUUUAUAUAGGAAUAUAUAUAUAUCUAUAAUUUUGCAUUGCAGUGAUGUAGUUAGCUCUUUAUAAGAAUUGACAAAUAAUGUAUUAUGAACACAAUUUAAUGUGAAUUCUACUUAGUGAAUGCUGUAUUUGAAUUUACCUGCAGAAUUAAAAUGUCACCACCUACACCCCCACCUGUAUAGAUACAGCUUUUUGGCAGAGUGGUUUUAAUUUUCUUCAAUUGUGUUAUUGAUUUUUUGCCGUGUUUUUGUUAUUUAAUGAAAGAUUAUAUGCUAUAAAAUAGUGAAACUGAGUGUGGAAGUAUGAAAGUUGCCAGUUUUGUGAAAUGAGUGUAUGUUUAAAAAUAUAUAUUUGCAUCCAAUUUUAA